Molecule: messenger RNA, 3863 nt
Organism: Puntigrus tetrazona (Sumatra barb)
Lineage: Eukaryota; Metazoa; Chordata; Actinopteri; Cypriniformes; Cyprinidae
Gene: usf2
Product: upstream transcription factor 2, c-fos interacting
Exons: 11
Coding region: 694-1674 (326 amino acids)
Biological process (GO): regulation of transcription by RNA polymerase II
Molecular function (GO): DNA-binding transcription factor activity, RNA polymerase II-specific; RNA polymerase II cis-regulatory region sequence-specific DNA binding; protein dimerization activity
Source: RefSeq, a predicted model, not a curated record
AGAUGUCAUUUGAACUUCAUUUUACGGUUCAAGCUUUGAAAGCCUAUCGCAAUAAUUUAGGCUCCCUAUUUGUUCCGUUUCUACCUCGUGCCUGCAAAAUGCAAGCCAUUUCAGAAUACGUACGCAGCCAUUAGCGCGUCCUUACAUUUGCGUGUAGCCCAAAUGUUUUAUUGUUCCUUUUAUUUAAACCUAAAUCGCACUUUGUUUAAAAUAAGCAGUCCACUCCAUAUAUUAUUAACGGCAGCGCUAAAAUGUGGCCGCUAGAACUCCCGCGGAUGGAUACGUGAAGAUCGAUAGCGAAGCAAUACGUCGCGGUUCGGAAAUACCGCGAAAAUGGGAUUUUACGGUGACAAACGCUGCGAAAUAAACCAGUACAUAAACCCAGCGUUGCGCAGGAGCUACUCGUUUGAAAAGAAACCACUAAGCGACUCAACAGGUCGAGAACUCAUCCAGACAGAAGGGCGGGAGCGCGUAACGUGCGCAACAAAGCCGCGCAGUAAGCGCAGCAGCAACCGGCACACCUUCCGUCUUCCUCCACAGCGGUCUCCAUUUUAACUCCUCGCCCAGCCUGCACCUCACGUGUCCUGGACUGUCUUUCUCACAUGACCCGUGUGUUUGUCCCCGUGAUCAGCGCUUCCAUCUCCCGUAUUUCAAGUGUCGCUGAAUAUCGCAUUUUAAAAUCCGUUCGCCUUCAUGGAUAUGCUCGAUCAGAGCUUGGACACCUCGACGAGUCACGACAAACAGGAAACUGAGGAGGUUGUUCAGCUGCAGGAGGGAGAGGGGGUGGGGGCGGAGGAGCAGGCUGCGGUUACCAUAGCGAGUGUCCAGCAAGCAGCAGCUUUCGCAGACCACAAUGUUCAAUACCAGUUCCGGACAGAGAAUACUGGUGGACAGGUGACGUAUCGCGUGGUCCAGGUGACAGAGGACCAUUUGGAGGCAGCGGGAGAUGGAGGAGCAGCAGUCAGUGUAGUGUCCGCAGCCACCUUUGCGGGCGCACAGCAAGCAGUAGCACAGGCUGUCAUCCAGAACCCUUUCAGUAAUGGAGGCAGUCCAGCGGGGGAAACAGUGGGGGGGGAAACACGCUUCGCCUACUUCCCAGCAGCAACUGUCAGUGACGGUACAGCUGUCUCGGUGCAGGCCACGUCUGAUCCGACCCUCACACAGGCUGGAGGUCAGUUUUACGUGAUGAUGAGUCCACCAGAUGUUUUGCAGACCGGAACACCACGGACCAUCGCCCCUCGUACACACACGUACUCUACAGACCUUGGUGAACGUGAGACUCUUCAACACAGCAGAUCAGACUGGAAGAUUGAUGGCCCCCGGGCGCCUCGUGACGAGAGAAGGAGAGCACAGCACAAUGAAGUGGAAAGGAGAAGAAGAGACAAAAUCAACAACUGGAUUGUCACGCUGUCUAAAAUCAUCCCAGACUGCAAUAUGGACAAUACCAAAACAGGAGCGAGUAAAGGAGGCAUCCUGUCUAAAGCAUGCGACUACAUUAGAGAACUCCGACAGACUAACCAGAGGUUGCAGGAGAGCUACAAGGAGGUGGAGAGAAUACAAGUGGACAAUGAGCUACUAAGACAACAGAUUGAAGACCUGAAGAAUGACAACGCACUGCUCAUAGCUCAACUACAACAGCACGGCCUGGAAAUCAGUGAAACUACAUCACAGUGACAAAAAAAAAAACAUUCUCACGAAUAAACAGUCUCAAGUGGAGAAAUAACCCCUCAUUGACACACUUGCUCGCAAUUCAUCACAGACUUAAGAUGUGCUGCAACUCAAGUAGAGUAUGAAUGCUUAUUUGAUACACAGACACAUCCUUCUGACAAGAGACUCUAUGACCAUUGUGAAAAUAAUAUCUGCUGUACAAGCACAUUUUGUUUUCUCCUUCACUUUCGCGAGAACUCAGCAACCCGGACCGGGUCGAUACGGAAUAACCCUCUUCCUCCAGAAGUUUCCCGCUUGCCACAAGUCUUUGUCUUUUAGUUUGAAUCUGGGAUUUGUGAAUCAAUUAUACGCCUGCUCAUGCUUAAUGCUCAUAUAUUUGUUCUGUUUGAAACAUUUUGUGGAUUUUAUUUUUGCUACACCGUACAAAUGUUACUACUGUCUCUAACAUGACAGGAGGUCUUUUUUUUUUUCGAAGGGUUCUGGGGUAUUGUAUUUAUUAACUUUCAAGAAAUUGCGCGGCAGCAGGUAUACAAAACUUUGGCUCAUAUUUUGAACUUCAUUUUGUUUUUCGGUCCUGCAGUCUUUCCGUAUAUCAGACUUUGUGAAAUGCGUUCGUCUGGCAGAUCAGAGACUUCGUGGCACAUCGAGACUAAUUUACGGUAUAAAUUUGCUUAGAAUGUAACUGAAAGUGCAUAGAGUAUGUUUUCAUUUAAAAUAGAGACUUACGAUAUCUAAAACUGCAUUACCUAUAAAUUUCAGUUUUCAGAGUCCAUUAUAUUUAAUGCACUGUGAUUUUAGUGAAGGAUGAACGAGUAGCUCAGGGUUUUGAGGUGCAGGUAAAUAGCCGUGGCUCUGGAACUCCCCACUAACCUUGUAACCCUGCACUUUUUGCCCUUUGGCUUUAACAUACUAGAAAAAAAUGUACUGUAUAUAUCAUGUAUCUCAACCAGUUGUUCUUGCGUCUUGAAAUAAGUCAAAGAAAUGUACUUUAUAAGCCCUAAUUCCCAGGCUCGUUUAUCCGCAGCAAAUAAAAUGGAAGAUGCACAAUAGAAACAAAUAGGAUUGCUACUGCUAGUAGUGUUACGUCUUAUUUUGUUGGAGCUUAUCUUCCAUCUUAUUUUGUGACCGUCCUAAUUUGGGUUGAGACAUUUGAUCAACGGCAACACUCUGAACAAUAAAAUCGAAGAUGAGCUUUAAAAAUGAUCAAACUCCAUUUAAUUGCAAGAGUACGAGCAUUAACGUCGAGCAUCAACGGGAGCUAUUUUUUAAAGAGCUAUGCAUAGGAAAUACAUAGUUUAAAAGCGCGCAGAUUUAUUUUCUUAUAUACUCUUGAUAGUUUUAGUUUUUACCAGUUUAUUUCCCCGGUUUUAUGGCCAGGAGACCUGUAUAUUUAAUCUUUGACAGGAAUGAAAACAAUAGUUCAAUGGAUUCUACUGUUGUUUAACAACAUAGCAAUUAUUCAGCUGACAAAACGUGAAAAAAAAAAAAAAAAACGAGAUAAGAACUGUAAAACAAUUAAGUUGCAGGAAUUCCGUGAUCUAACCUCUAUACAGUGCCAUCAUAAAGACUUGAGUCGUGUUAAAUUCAAUAUGGUGUCUAGCUUGUUUAGGGUCUCUUAAGGCCUGUGUUUUUCGAUUCCUAGUCAAAUGGGCUUAUUGCAAAGCUUGAAUAAUAUAAUUUUUUUUACUUUUGAUUGUUUGCUAGUACCUGUUAGUUUAUUUCCACCUGUCUCUGGUUUUGGUUAAACGGCAUCAGAUUUUAAACGACCGUAAACAAUGAUAGCAAACCAAGUGUUGAACCAGUGAAACAUCAGUAUAUGUUUCAAAUAUUCCACGUAGCAAUACAGAGUGCACAGAUAACCCUUGUUAAAAGCUCUGUCCUCCUCACAGUAUUACGCUGUACUUGAAUAACUGUUGAUUUACAGAGUCAACAACUGUAGUCUAAUGCACUGCUGCUUUUAAAUCAAAGCUUAGAAAGAACAUUUUCAUUCAUGUCUGGUUGAAUUGAAGAACCCUUAGCAUGGCAUUCUUACCACUGGUUUGAUAUCUAUAAGCUAUACAACACCGUUGCUUUCUUUAUACCUGAUGACUGUUGAUGUUUAUGUAUGUACUUAUAUAAAAGAGAAAACAUUACAAUAUGAUUUUUUUUUUCUUUGACAAACAAAAGUGCUGAAAUAAAUUCAAAAUAACUGCGCA